UUCAUUCAUACGCUUUGGUGGAGUCGGGUUGGCCAUGGGAUCUGUUUUAAGUAAUGUUGAUAAAACCUAUCAUGUAAACUCAUAAUUUUUAAUGCAUCUAUAAUGAUUGGUUGGAAAAUAAAGGACGGAAAUAAAUCUUAUCUUAGGCCACACCGACUUAAUUUUAUGGAUGACAUUCUAGACCCCUAAAGUAGUGCACGCGGGCGAAUAAAAAAAAUUCCGGUCAAAAAUAAAAAUGCUGCUAAACCACAGGAAUACAAAGCUGGUACUGUGAAUUCAUAGUAUAUAGCGACGUAUACGACAAACCGGCUUUUUGCGGAAUUUAUGAAUCGGCACCUUACGUAUGUACUGAGUUCUUGAGUCGUGGAGCUUCGGUAGCCUGGGUGCCCGGCUCCGUUUUGUCACUAACUAGCAUGGACUACCCAGGCCUAGAGCCUCGGAGGACGUGACCUUUGGAGUUGCGACUGGUCUAUUUUUAGGUUGAACCGUAGAUACGCAUCUAUUACAAAUUUAAAUCAAUUUUGUGAAUUCAGGCAUGAUAUGCAUAGGUAAUUUGGCGUGUGAAUUUGUGUCAAAAAAAAGUGUGCAUGCGUGUCGGAGAUGUAUUAUAAAGUAUAACCAUUGCCUGAAAGAACAAUACUUUAUCAAUGUACCCCAUAUGCACAUGAACAACGGCACAAUACAUCUAUGAAAAGUUCCAAAUAAGCAGCCUAAUUGAUUUCUGAUAUUUAUAUCCUUUCCCACGCUCACAGAUUUCUGCCCUGUAUUUCAUGAUCAGGUAGAAAACGUGCAUGAAUUUAUUACUGAGAUAUGUACAAUCAAUGCUAUAUAUUUGCUGCAAAAUUAAGUAUUUUUUUAUGAAUCAGUAUACCUCAUUAUAACAAUAGGAAACCGGGAAAGACCCUGAGUAUUCAUGAGUCAGGUGUUAUUUGGUCACAUGUACGUGCGUGAUUCAACCUCGGCAACCUUCGGCACGCAAUACCUGUGUACGUAGGGUACAUAUUACAUCAUAUCCAGUGAACCAUGACUGUGCUUCCGCCAUUAUCCUUUAAGUUUUCACAGAGGACAUAACUUCUACAUUUGUCCUGUAAUUCAGGCAGAUUGAAACAAACUCCCCUUUUGGCACAGGGCAUUAUAUCGUAGUGCUAGUGUAUUAUCAGUGCAUUAUCAUUGGUAUGACGUGCUGUCAUGUGACCGAUCAAGUUUCCUUCUGAGAAGUAGAGCUUUCACAAUCGACUCACAAGGUGUAACAAGUAGCAGAAGCUUUUCAGCAUCGAUGCAACUCUCCUGAUUCUGCAUUCUGUCAUCAUAACGUGCAAAUAGGGUGAGGCCGUUUUGAGCAGGUAAGAGGUGACAGAGAUAAACAUUCGCAAGGAAGGAGCUGGAACUGCGGUCAAAGACAUGGCCGUGCGAAGUUCUUUUGCCGACAUCAUCAAAGUUUACGAUAUCAAGAGAGAGAGACUACUGCAGCUUUACCAGGAGUCACAGAGAUUCAUUCAUGACAACUUCGCCCACCAUUCAGCCUUCCAAUCGUUACUUUGCGAUGACAAAGAACCACUGAUGACAGAAUUGCAGCGACGAAAAGACAUCCUACAAUCUCAAAUCUAUCAAGUCGUCUUUUUAGGCACCCACAACUCUGGAAAGAGUACCACGAUCAACAUGCUGCUGGGUACAGAACUUCUACCCAAAGCCCUGCGCCACUGUACUGACGUGAACUGUGAAGUAAGGUAUGGUGAGCAGAAGAAGGCUCUGAUCUACAACAUGUCGGAGUUGGUCAAUGAAGUUUCGCUAGAUGUUCAAAAUCCAAACAAAGUUCUUGCUGGGUACGUGCGACAUGACAAGAAUAAAGAUGUUGGCAACCUGUAUGACAAAGUCGAAAUAUACUGGCCGGCAGAUCUUCUUCAGAGUGGCCUUGUCCUGGUAGAUACUCCAGGCGUUGACAUCGUUGCCGGUCAUGACUCGGGUCUUUGGGAUACGUACGGCACUCGCGCUGUGACAGCUGUGUUCGUGUUAGAUGGUGGAUACUUUGGAAAUGAGACCCAGAUCCAAAACCUGAUACGGUCGUUCUCUAACAUGCCGGAUGAAGCUGCCAUCUUCACCAUCAACAAGUGGGACAUCGUAGUGGAGGACUCCGACUCUUCCAGCGAGAGCGAACAGGUCUCCGCAGACGAGUACACCAGACGGUGUGACAGUCUUAAGGAGGCGUGGCCACGGCUUGAUGUGGAAAAUCAAGUCCUCUGCACCAGGGCCAAAGAAGCUCUGCAGCACCGCAAAAGUGGGCGUCCUAGCGACGACUGCACCAAACUGCUUGCUCACUUAGAGACGUCGUUUGGGUCAAGUCUGACAACAAGAGUAAAGGAGCACACCCAAUGGCUGGUCCAGUUUCUUCAAAAGGCGGCCGAAAUCUUCGAGAAGUGCUUAAACAUACCAGAUAGCAGGGGCCAAAAGACUGGCCAAAGUGAAGUUGCUCAGCGAUACAAAGACGGCCUGCGAAGAUGCGAGCUCAAGCAAGAAAUCACCAAACACCUAAAGGGCAAGGUAAACCUUGGCAUCAAAGAUCUGUCUUUAAAGCUUCGAGACUUCCUGGUAGCAGAGAAAGGUGCUCUAGUCGAGAACUGGAAGCCCAACGAUGACCAGCUGCCCGACAUCGGAGGAUUUGACGACCUUGAGGAUCUCAUCAGACGUCUUGUUGUCAGGAAAAUGUGCGACAUCGUUCGUGAGUGGGACAAGAAGACAGAUUUGCUGAAGACCUUCGAACUCAACAUCGUCUCUGAGUUCAAAGACCAGUUCUGCCUGAUGAAGAAUGAACUGGAACGCAUUCUGCAGAUGCGAGAUGUCAGUGACUCACAAACUUCAAGUAAGCUGCGGACCAUCGACAAUCUUUUCGUCCUUCCUGCCCUAAUGUUCCAGUCUCUCCCAACGGUCAUGGCAGCCAUUUUGAAUGCGUUGUUAUUUCCGGUUGCAAUCGGGAAGGAUGUGCUCGGAAGGAGACGUGAGAAAAAGGAGUACACGGGAACCGCAGGCACGGCAACAAGUGUUCUCGACCAGCGUAGAGAGUACGUGCGGAGGAAGCUCAACGGCAUCCUUACGGAGAUAUUAAACAAGGAGCACUACUACAACAUCAUCAGGGAAUGCUUUCAGCCGGCAGUGGAUCUCAAUGAGUUGGUCAAGCUCAUCCCCCAGAUCAAAACGUUCCUGCAGGAUCAGAUAACGCAAAUUGAAGAAAACCAGUUCCCUAUGCUGAAGGACCAGCUCAUCCACAGGCUAGCCGAUGUACGUCUGUUUGAAGCCACAGAAGUUCGUCAAUACUCCCUCCACGUCCCAACAAGCAUUUCUUGGGAAGACAGUGACGACAUUGGAGAAGGGUCGUUUAGCAAAGUCUACAAAGCUACAAUGUCGAGGGGAGACAUGCAGAGUGGAGCUGUAGCGGUGAAAGUGCCUAAGUUAGCUUUGGAGGUCAACAUCAUGGAUUAUCUCAACGAAGAAGAUAUUCUUACUCAACUGAAUGCUGACUGCAUCGUCAAGUUCUACGGAACCGCCAUCGACAGACGUGCGAACCCCGUGCAGUUGGUGAUGGUGUUUGAGCUGUGUAGCUGUACGCUGAGGGAGAGGCUGCUACAGGAACUCAACCCUGCACCGGCAGACUGCACUCGGCAGGACAAAGUACAGGCCAUGCUAUGCGCUGCAGAUCUGGCGAAACAAACUGCGAGUGCUUUGCGGUAUCUCCAUGAUGACAAGGACGUCGUCCACAGAGACCUGAAGCUUGACAACAUUUUCGUUAAAGACGAUCCUUCCGGAUUGCUACUAAAGCUUGGUGACGUAGGAGUCGCCAAAUUCGAGAGGAAGAUACAAGGAAGCCGGGCUGGAACUGACCUGUACAUGGCGCCUGAGGUCUUACAGAGGUCACCUGUCUACGACAGGAAAGUGGACAUCUAUAGCUUCGCCUUUGUCUUGUGGGAGCUAUGGUACGGCAGACAGGCGGACCAUGGACAUCAUCUGAGCGACAGUGAAUUCCGCACGGCGGUCGUCACCAGAAACCUUCGACCAGCCGUGAUAGAAGAUCUUCCUUCACCUGAGUGUGACUGGAUGAAGUUGAUACAGGAAUGUUGGGAGGGAGACGCGAAGAUGCGCCCUUCAGCUGAUCAGUGUGUUCAGCGUCUAAACAGUAUCAUAGACAAAAUCAACACAGAAACUCCUUGAUUUUUAUUUUUACCUACCGUCAAAUUAUCCAAAGCCAUUACAUUACUGCAGAUGGGAGAGAUGCUUAGUAUAGUUCCCAUGCAUUAUUCAAGUUUCUCUAAGUGGCAUGGAUCUAUUUAGAAUGUGUUUGUUAUGUGUCUCUACCGAUUUACGUAUGUGCAUGACAUGUAUAUGUUUACUAACUGAUUUAAUUGUCCAGUUCCUAAAGCUAUGUGCUCUAAACUAAUUUUAUUAUAUUUUUUAUAUUCUGCUGUCACACGAAUAACUUAAUGUGAAAGAAUAUCACUAGUUAGAAAUCAUAUUAGUUUAUAGUAAUAAUGGAAAACUAUUAUAGUGAUACGCUUUACAAAUGCAUGAGAGUUUUGUUACCAGUGUCGUAGUUUUUGAUAUUACAAAUAUUACAAAUUAUAUGUUACAUGUGAGGUAUUUAGUGCAAAGACUAAUGUUUAUGUACAAAUUAUACAUUGUAUCAAAAUGCAGUGUCAACUUACUCCAUCUCUGUUUCACUAACUACAAGUUUACCGUUCAGUUUUGCUACCCCUGCUGAUGUACAUUUUGAAUAAUGCAAAUAAAGGUAAAUAAAGGUUAUUCUUGCCCUGUUCUGCUUAUUAUUGUUUUCUCUGGUGCUGACCGAUUGCGUUU
This is a messenger RNA of Branchiostoma belcheri (Belcher's lancelet), 4842 nucleotides long. RefSeq lists its product as uncharacterized. Lineage: Eukaryota; Metazoa; Chordata; Leptocardii; Amphioxiformes; Branchiostomatidae. The transcript has 13 exons. The record is from RefSeq and is a predicted model, not a curated record. Gene Ontology annotation, molecular function: protein kinase activity; ATP binding. Gene Ontology annotation, biological process: protein phosphorylation. The coding region runs from base 1402 to 4200 and encodes 932 amino acids.